Molecule: messenger RNA, 1839 nt
Organism: Harmonia axyridis
Lineage: Eukaryota; Metazoa; Arthropoda; Insecta; Coleoptera; Coccinellidae
Exons: 10
Coding region: 223-1446 (407 amino acids)
Cellular component (GO): nucleus
Molecular function (GO): RNA binding
Source: RefSeq, a predicted model, not a curated record
AAUUUCCCUCAGUUUCCCUUCGAAACCCGACGACGCGGCCACUGGUGCACAAUCGCCCCCGAACACGCGCGUGUACAUCGCGAUUUAUCGGCGUAAACUUGUUGUUUCGUGACUUUCGACAGUUGGAUUUUCUUGGUUUUUUGUGACUAAUCCAGUUCGAGGAUCGGACUUUGUGAGGUGAACGGGAGAUUGCUUGAGAAAAGUUUGGGUACAAUCUCAUGGAUGGAUAUUCUGGAACAUAAUACUAUAACUUCGACAACUAUCUCACCCAAAGCUAGCAAAAAACAAACCGCCAAAAUGAAGAUGAGCAAAGUUGGUAACCAAACAAAUUCUCAGGAUCCACAAGCCGUGAACUCGCGCGUUUUUGUUGGAAACCUCAACACAUUCCAGUGCUCGAAGACCGACGUUGAAAGGAUGUUUCAGAGAUAUGGACGAUUGGCUGGCAUCUCUAUGCAUAAAGGUUACGCUUUUGUUCAGUUCACGAAUCCAUUCGAUGCAAGAAGUGCCUGCCUUGGAGAGGAUGGUAGAACAGUCCUCAGCCAAAUUCUUGAUGUCAACAUGGUUGCAGAGCCCAAACCACAUCAAACCGGAAGAAAGAGACAGAAUGUUGCCAAAACAGGAAACGAUUGGGACUACUACUAUGAUAGUUACUACGCCUCCGCCUCGUUCCCCGUGGGCCCGCCGCCACGAUUAGUUCCGCCGAUAAAACGGCAAAGGUUAAUGACGUCAACGGUGAGAAAUGGGAAGAGCAAUCAAUCUCAGAAGACGACGCUGCCGCCACUUGAUCAACUCAAGAUAUAUAGUAAUCCAGAUAUACUAAUUUGCGGAAACUGCAGAGAAAUGUUCACCGAUUUACACGACCUCCUAGACCACAAGAAAACAUAUUGCAAACUACGCUUCACCUGUAAAUGUGAUGUAAAUAAAUUGAAAUCACCAACAGAUGACCACUCAUCUGCGUCACUUCUCUGUGUACAAUGCAAGGAUUCCUUCCAGAACGCUUGGGAUUUGAUGGUACAUGCACAGGCUGCACAUAUGUUAAAUAUCUAUGAACUUGGACUGCCAGGUAUGGCGUCAGCGACGGUGAAUUGCAUCUCGCCACCUCUUUCUUCACCCAGAGAUAACAAUCAUAAGGACGAAAAGCUGGAAGACGUCAACGGCAUGGAGAAGGAUAACGGUGACGCCGACCACGACGACUUCAUGGAAAACAUGGAGAAUGGCAGGAACGGCCUGACCGGAACCCCUGACUCCCUGAACUCCCGUAACGAUAAAGAGUUGGAGGACUUAAUGGACGUGGAGUCGACGGCAAAGACCUGUAUAAUGCACGCCCUGAGCAUAGUGAGCACUCCGACGCCACAAACGGGAUCAUCUCCUCCUCCCUUAGCGGCCACAGCUCCCCAUAACGGAGCACAAGACGCCUGGAAAACUCCGGGUCACACGAUACAUUAAUUAGCCAAUGUGAUGGACGUUCUUUCGAAAUGAGAGAUGAAUACACGAAGCCGCUGAAAGUUCGACGAAAAUUAUUUCGUUGACAUAAAAGAUGAUCUUUUUUUUUCGUGAUGGCCCUGUAAAUAGACGAAUAGUUGAUGAACUUGCCUAUAUGGACAUUGACACCCCUAUUCUUCCAUGUUUUCAUUCGAUUUACUUUGGAAAUAUUAUAACUAUCCUAGAAUUAUAAGAGAAAUGUCGAUAUUUUGUUAGCAGUGAAUACAAGUGUACAAAAAUUUUAUAAUGUCUCCGCAUAAUAUUCUGAUCUUCUGAACAACAUUAUUUUGUUGGAAUUUCUCAUUAAUAUUCAGAUGUGAGUAACAAUUUAUCAAUUAAUUUUCUUCGAAUAUUACA